CGUGAAGACAUAACAAAGCAGAAUAAACGGUGCUGAUGUGAUUAACUUGGGGAACCGAAUGAGCGAUUGCCGUCUAUUGUGAAGUAUCCUGUAUUAGUAAGAACUAGCGCGUGGAAUGUCGGUUGUGUUUACUGGAGAGUCGCUCAAGUGAUCAGGUAGUAAGUUACUUUGUAUCAAGGAUGUAGCCAACUGCUUUUUACCAAGGCCUUGUAUGCAACACCUACAAUAUUCUUCCCAGGACAGACUGUUGGAUUGUAUAAGGCUGCUGUUCAGUCGCUGUUGUUGCUCAGAUGUGCCCAGACAUUACGGACAAGAUGGACGCUACAGUUUCUGGAGGCUUACAGUACAAUAACAGAGUGUUGUUUGAACACCGAUAUCCGUGUUUACGGAGGGGAUACCUGCAUUUUCUGACUUGACAGUAAGAAGGCCUAUUGUUAAUUCACAUAUCAUAUCUGUUUAUUAGGCUAUUGGACAGCGUGAUGACGAAGAAAUAGCAAUUCGGUUCAAAUAUUUUUUAUUCCAAAUCGGAGUUAUGCUGCCAUUUUAUUUGUAGGCUUCCCCAUCGAAUAAAGGGUGUAGGUUUAGUAUAGCCUUCAACCCCUUAAUACUGUAUUGUCACAAAGCCGUCGGUUCCAGCCAGUGAUUAGCAGAAUGACUGAUCCAAGCAGCAACACGGACUUCAUGGCUGGCUACUCCGGUAUCACCAUACCAAAUGUAGCUGGCAGUGGGUUACCUCAUCGGACGGUGCUGAACUCUCCCCCUCCUCCAGGCAGACUGACGUCCCUGCGGUCCCGAGACCUGACUCUGGGCGGGUUCAAAAAGAAAACCUUCGUACCCAAUAUCCAUUCUCUGAGGAAGAGUAAAGAUGAGUUAAAGGAAGAGGCCCAUGUUGCACCAAAGAAGGACAGAAGAGUGAGGGAGGAGAGGCACAGGGAGAGAAGAGAGCGCCCCCCUCAGAUCAUUCAGUCCCACUCCAUCUUUGAACAGGGUCCUGCAGACACAGUAAAGAAACCAGGGGGGUGGAGAGGGACCGACCUGACAGACAGCAGAUCCUCUCCUGUAGCUAAGUGUUUUAAGAAGGAGAGACGUGCCUCAGAGGAAAACGAUAAUGAUAUGUUACACAAGCUUCAACGGGAUGAUUUUUUGGAUGAUCCUGGUUUGAAAAAUGAUGCCAAGAACAAGCCAAUUCAACUGCCACUGUAUCAAUCUAGCAACGUCCUGAUAACAGAGGCAACAAAUCCAUCAUUCAGAGCCCCUGCUACUACUAACCCAAACCUGCCCCUUCAGUACGGACCAGGCCAGAUCCCUCAGUAUAGACCAGGCCAGGGGGUCCUGUGCCCUGACCAGAUCCCUCAGUAUAGACCAGACCAGAUCCCUCAGUACGGACCAGGCCAGGGGGUCCUGAGCCCUGACCAGCCCUCUGUAGCAGAGCUCUUCCACCAGCUAAUGGACCCUGAGACAGAAGAGUUGCUGUUCAUCCAGCUACCUGAUACUAUCCCUGGCCAGCCAACCACAGCCUCCGUCCCAAGCCAGCCAAUCACAGCCACCCCAGCCAAUCACAGCCACAGAAAGAAAUUUAAAAAAGACUCCAAGUCCGACGGCAAGCGCAUCUCUCACAUUAAAGCACCGGACACUGCUGGUAAAGACGUUCCUGUCCUGUCAGAGUUCACAGAGGGGUUUCUGGGUAAACUACAGAUCAGGAAGUCCGGCAAGGUGCAGCUGGUGCUGGGAGACAUCACUAUGGACGUCUCAGAGGGAGCUGCCUUCUCUUUCCUACAGCAACUGGUGUCUGUGCGUCUGUCUGAGGGCCUGACUGGAGACAUGAGUAUCCUGGGGAACAUCAAGCACAAGCUGGUCUGCUCUCCAGACUUCCAGGCUCUGCUACAGGAGCCAUCACCUGACCACUCAGCACAUCUCUAACUUAUAUUCAGUACACCUUUUUCAGCAUUAACUGUGUAGACAUUGUACAGUUUUAUUACACGAUGUGAGGAUUAACUGUGUAGAUAUUGUACAU
This is a messenger RNA of Oncorhynchus masou masou (cherry salmon), 2014 nucleotides long. RefSeq lists its product as uncharacterized. The record is from RefSeq and is a predicted model, not a curated record. Gene Ontology annotation, molecular function: DNA binding. NCBI's taxonomy places the organism in Eukaryota, Metazoa, Chordata, Actinopteri, Salmoniformes, Salmonidae. Gene Ontology annotation, biological process: tRNA transcription by RNA polymerase III. Gene Ontology annotation, cellular component: RNA polymerase III complex.